AUGUUCUAUUUUAUUCGUGUUUUAUACCUCACGUUUAUGCUAACAUUUCACCAUCAAAGAUGUAUAAGUGAACGCGUUGACAUGAAUUUCAUGAAAGCGUUAGAAAGGACUUUAGAAGCUUCUGAACGAUUAGUAUCUUUCUUUGAAGAGGAUGUUGAUAAAGUAAAUCUUGAUGCUAUAUUGGGAUUGCGAAUUGCCGAAGGAGCGUGGUCAUUAUGUUUGAACAAAUAUCUAAAUUCCACCAUGGCAGAUGGGAAAAAGAGUCGUAUUGCCAAGAUAAUAGGAAAAAUUCACCGGAAAGCUUCGUCAAUCAAUAAUCUUGCUCAGGUGUUCAUUAAACAUCAAUCUCCCGACUAUUAUGCCAUGUUCAAACCUAUGGUUGAUAAACCAUGGAAAUUUUACCGAGCUUUUCAAUUUAAUAAACUUCCUGCAUGGAAUGUGGUGAAUGUAUCGACGUUCAUACACGAAGACGAUGAUUGGAGCAAAACUUUAUCAAACAGAUGCAUAACAGAAGUCAUGGGAACGAAUAUCAAUCGUACAAAAUGCAAGGCCUCUGCAGACUGUUUCAAGGCGAUAACCAAUCAAAAUUCGUUCGGAUAUGGCACCACUCAUCAAGUAUUAUUUCUGUCUUUAGCCAUAAUGUUUGGAUGUGAGACAAAGUAUUCUCCAAUACUCAAACAACACUAUGGUUAUGACGUCAAGGGCCUCGUACAGAAUCGUUGUGCUGGUGUGAUGAGAGAGAUGAUGUUGCUGGAAAAAUUUGGGUUUCCUUUAAAUACGCGUGAUCUUUAUAUUGAGCAAGGAGCAUUAUGUGGGAUGCACGGAUUUGCAGAGUUCAUGACAUUUAAAAGACUUUACAAUGUCUUAAGUUGGCAAAGGAAAUUUGGAUGUUUUGGAAAAUCGAACAAUGAUGAUGAUCAUGGUCGGGAAACCGAUACAGAUUUAAAUCAUGACCGGGAUUCUGGUCAAGGAAAUAAUCUUGAUUAUUUAAAGUUGAUGGAUUCCCCUGACGAUAGAUACAACCAGGACGGUACUCCUAGCAAUGAUGAACAUUCUGAUACACUGAAGGAAAGAGAUGGAUCGAGAGAUACCUCUGAUUAUAAGGAUGAAUCAAACACAGUCAGUGGUAACAAAAAUUACAUUGGUUCAUUUGUUAUACGUCAUGAUAUAUCCAUGAACAGGAGAGAGAGUCGAUCUUUCCGAAGCAUGCGCAAACUGUUAAGUGAUGUAAUAGUUGAUCAUGGUUGUUCUUCUCACGAGUCGGGAGUUGCUGCUGGAUUACUGGGAUUGUAUACAAAAUGGCUCGUGGAGAAGAUGUAGCUGUAAUGGAAAGAUUGAGUUAAAUUAAAUUUAUAGUUUUUAUGAUAGUAUUGACUCUCUUGAAGAAAAGUUUUAGAACUAAGUGUAUUAUAGUAAAUACAUUUUAAAAUAGAUUUAGCCACAGA
Xenia sp. Carnegie-2017 is the source of this 1445-nucleotide messenger RNA. Its product is annotated as UPF0764 protein C16orf89 homolog. The record is from RefSeq and is a predicted model, not a curated record. Bases 1 to 1320 code for a protein of 439 amino acids. Gene Ontology annotation, cellular component: membrane; cytosol. NCBI's taxonomy places the organism in Eukaryota, Metazoa, Cnidaria, Anthozoa, Malacalcyonacea, Xeniidae. The transcript has a single exon.